This is a messenger RNA of Sander lucioperca (pikeperch), 3922 nucleotides long. RefSeq names its product transmembrane 9 superfamily member 1 (gene tm9sf1). Gene Ontology annotation, cellular component: membrane. Gene Ontology annotation, biological process: protein localization to membrane. Lineage: Eukaryota; Metazoa; Chordata; Actinopteri; Perciformes; Percidae. The transcript has 8 exons. The record is from RefSeq and is a predicted model, not a curated record. The coding region runs from base 1344 to 3173 and encodes 609 amino acids.
GUCUACUUGACCUUUCUUAGUCUUAGUGCAGUAAAUUAGGGAAUAGUCCAGUUAUUUCUUAUUUCUUAUACUUAACUCACUGUCAGUACAAAUAGUUUUUAAAAGCACGACUGCUUUGGCAUAGUGCUAUAGUUGUCAGUUGCUGCUGUUGUUAUUUUUCCAGCUAAUAUAAUUCGGAAAACCCUCCACAUUUUUAGAUUUAACAGAGAUUUAAAAAUAAAUUAAUAAAAAAAAAAAAACCUUGGCUGUCCUGGCACUACAAAGUUUAGGAGGUAUACGAGGAAACAGUUUGACACAGGAAAUCAUUGAUUAUUGACAAGUGAUCAGCUUCUUGAGACUUCACCUUUUUGCUGAAACUCAACAGAGAGCACACCUAGGCCAGUGUCCCGCUGUAUGCUACUCUGGUCAGAAACCAGCUAAAUCCAUAUUUUAGUGUGAGAAAAAAAAUUUCCACUAUUUAGCAACCACAUACAUACACUCUCCUUCAGGGGCAUUCACAUUUAAACUAAAAUCUGCUGUCACCAUCUGCAUUCCAACUUUUCUUUAACAUUAACACUGAAAGUCAGCAUAAUUAUGCAAAACACAGACAAGACAUUUUUAUCAGCUAGGUUUUAAUUGCAUUAACACACAAAAACACACAUGCACAAAUUUUGCAUUGUGACAUCUGACCAUGGAUGGAACAUGGAUCAGCCUCUUAAAUUCCUUUUUAUAUAUAAAAAGUGAUGAGACCUCCUGUUUUGCUUUGUGAUGUUGAGAACACAAUUUGUAUUGUUAAACUAUUGAUUUUUAAUACAUAGUUAUGGUAGGUCAUUCGUUUGUACAUGCAGGGCUUUCCUCAAAGAAAACAGGAAACGAUGGCGCUGUUGCAUCAUCAUUUCACUUUCAAAAUGUGGUGUUGUGUAUGCAAGUUUAGUAUGCAGUGUACAAACUGUGUUUCUAUUUUGAAAUUGAAAGCAACAUCUAACUGUGGAAUUAUGGGGAGACCCCUGUAGUGUUAAAAAAUAGCUGACCAAGCUCAUUUAAUUAUAGUCAAAAAGCCCCUCUGGACUAAUACAGCUGAUGAAAUACAUUGUAACUAAUUGUGGUUACACAGUGUCUCACAGUUCUGUCUGAGUCUUUCUCAAAUUCCUGCUGUGUUUGUUAGACUGUUAAGGGAGUGACAUUGCAUAAAAUGUUCCACUUGACACAUAAAUCCUCACAUAUCAAGUAUAAGUGCCAUGGACACGACCUAAUUUCCUGACUUGAAAUGAGAGGCAUACUGUACGUCUCAGGACAGACAGUCUAGUUUAAAUCACAGCUAGCCCUCAUUCACUGAUGAACUGUCCAUCUUUGCAACAGGGGUUAUGCAGUGUGGAAUAGGACACCUGCCAGGUGGCUGCCAGAGGACGAUGGGCCUGCACUGCGUCUUGAUCCUGUGCUUGUUCUCAGGCUGGGCAGUGGGUUACAAGCAGGGGGAGAACGUGACUCUCUAUGUCAACAAAGUGGGCCCUUAUCAUAACCCCCAGGAGACAUAUCACUACUACACCCUGCCUGUUUGCAGGCCGGAGAAGGUGCAUCACAAGUCCCUGAGUCUAGGAGAAGUGUUGGAUGGUGACAGGAUGGCAGAGUCUUUAUAUUACAUCCGAUUCAGAGAGAACGUGGAGAAAAAAACCCUUUGCAAGCUCACUCUUUCAGAGAAACAGGUGGACGAACUUCGUGAGGCUAUCGAGGAGCUGUUCUACUUUGAGUUUGUCCUGGAUGACAUUCCAAUCUGGGGUUUUGUGGGAUACAUAGAGGAGAGCGGCUUCCUGCCUCACAGCCACAAGGUGGGUUUGUGGACUCACCUAGACUUCAACAUCGAGUACAACGGCGACUCAGUGAUCUUCGCCAACGUCUCAGUAAAAGACGUCAAACCCGUUCCCCUGGAGGAGGGGGCGGGUGCAGCGGUGGGCGUAGUCGGAGUGGGCGGAGGCAGCCUGACGGUCACCCACACCUACAGCGUGCGCUGGUUCGAGUCCCCCCUGCCUCAUGCCCGGAGAGCCGAGCGCCUACGAGACUACUCGUUCUUCCCCAAAACACUGGAGAUCCACUGGCUCUCCAUCAUUAACUCACUGGUGCUGGUGGUGCUGCUGCUGGGCUUCGUCAUCAUCAUCCUAAUGCGGGUCCUUAAAAAUGACUUUGCCAGGUACAAUGUGGAGGAGGAGGGCGGCUGUGAUGAUCUGGACCAGGGAGACAAUGGCUGGAAGAUCAUACACACUGAUGUCUUCAGGUUUCCCCCUUACAAAAGCCUGCUGUGUGCCGUGCUGGGAGUGGGGGCUCAGUUCCUUACUCUUGCCACAGGAAUCAUCUUUAUGGCAUUGCUGGGAAUGUUCAAUGUGCACCGCCACGGUGCCAUCAACUCUGCAGCUAUCGUCCUGUACGCUCUGACCAGCUGUGUGUCAGGCUACGUGUCAUGCAGCUUCUACACACAGAUCAACGGCCAACGCUGGGUGUGGAACAUCAUCCUCACCUCGUCGCUCUUCUCCGCUCCUCUGUUCCUGACAUGGAGUGUUGUUAACUCGAUCCACUGGUGGAGCGGCUCCACUCAGGCUCUGCCGGCCACCACUGUGCUCCUCAUUCUGGGUGCCUGGGUGCUGGUGGGCUUUCCACUCACUGUCAUCGGCGGCAUUGUGGGAAAGAACCGAGCCGGCAGCUUCCAGGCGCCAUGCCGCACUCGCAACAUCGCCCGGCAGAUCCCUACACAGCCCUGGUACAAACACACGGCUGUACACAUGGCCAUCGGCGGAUUCCUGCCAUUCAGUGCCAUCUCAGUGGAGCUGUACUACAUAUUUGCCACGGUUUGGGGCAGAGAGCACUACACCCUCUAUGGCAUCCUGCUUUGCGUCUUCGCCAUCCUCCUCUCAGUGGGAGCCUGCAUCUCUGUUGCUCUCACCUACUUCCUGCUGUCUGGCGAAGACCACCGGUGGUGGUGGCGGAGCGUCCUGAGCACCGGCUCCACUGGCCUCUUCAUCUUCGUCUACUCUGUUUUCUACUACCGGAACCGGUCCUCUAUGAGCGGCCUGGUGCAGAGCACCGAGUUCUUUGGUUACUCUCUGCUCACAGCGAUGGUCUUCUCGCUGAUGCUGGGCAGCGUGUCGUUCUGGGCCUCACUGGCAUUUAUUCGCUACAUCUACCGUAGUCUCAAGAUGGACUAGACAUCAAAUGUGCACACCAGACAAAUGGCUAUAAACAAACAUUCCCUCAUAGCACACAUGGACAAUCGUCAUUCUCCUCUCUUGCUUUCAGUCAUACACCACGCACACACACACACAUCCAAUGUGGGAGGAGAAACAGGGGCCUUUAUCUUGAUUUGACAGGAGCUUAUGGUUGAACUCGAGCCAUCAUUGUUGUAAUAAGGGACAGUUGGUUGGAUGGCCAAAUGAAGAGUGAGCUGGGGAGGGCGACCGUGUUUAAGGAUAAAAUGGGAUAUUUCAGUACAAAGGGAUGAUUGUGUAUCAGGAGUGAAUGGUUUAAAUGUAUGAUGAGAUACAUGAGUGAAUGGAUUUAAUAAAUAAUGUAGUGUGGCAUGACAUCUGCUCUGGUUCCUACUUGGUCUACCAAGGCUUGGCAGGCUCUUUAUUCCCCCCCAUACCAGUUACCCACUGAGACAGCUGACUUGUACUUUAGUUAUGCUGCAGUUCAAGUGUUAUUACUUGGAAUUAUACCCCCCCCCCACAAUUGCAGCCACAUUUUCAAUAGAACCUAAACAUUGUUUUGCACUGGCCUUGUCAAGCUGUACGUGGCCCUGCAGUGGAUUAGAGGAAUGAUGUAAUGUAGAUUGAAGAGCUGUUGCAAAACAUUGGUGAUGGGAGCAAUAUUAUUGUGUUAUGGUCAGCAUUGACUGAUUUUGGUUCUGUAAAUAGUCUUUUCAAUAAAUGCUUUUUAAUAAAAUAUUGCCAGCAAA